AGAAAAAAGAAGCUGCUAAAAUUAGCAAUCCAAUCCCAUUACAGAAGAAAGCCUCCGAAGAAGUUUCUUAAGCCAGUACUAUUCAUGAACAAAAUAGCCUAAAAAGCAUGCAAGGCAGCUUAAUAAGGUGUUAGUGAUCAUAAAUCUUCCUACACUAGCCAUCAUGAUUUCCCUAGCAGAUGCCUAUCAUGUAGUGGCAGCCACUGUCCCAUUAUAUGUGACCAUGAUACUUGCCUACGUUUCUGUGAAAUGGUGGAAGAUCUUCACACCAGAUCAAUGUUCAGGCAUAAACAAAUUUGUGGCAAAGUUCUCCAUCCCCCUUUUGUCAUUUCAAAUCAUUUCCUCGAACAACUUCUACAAAAUGACCCUCAAACUCUUAUAUGCCGAUUUUGUUCAGAAAUUGCUUGCAUUUCUAGUCUUAAUAGCAAUCACGAAGAUCAGUGGCCGAGGAGGUUUAAAGUGGAUCAUAACGGGUUUUUCAUUAACAACACUUCCCAACACUUUGAUUCUAGGAAUCCCUCUGAUGAAAGCUACGUAUAAGGGUGAAGCAGUUCUUCUCCUUGCACAGAUUAUUUUCUUGCAGAGCAUGAUCUGGUACAAUUUGUUGUUGUUUCUUUAUGAACUUGAUGCUGUCAACACCAGGCCUGCUUCAGCUGCACCACCAUCACAAGGCUCGGCUGGAGAAACAGACACAGAUCGUGAGGUACAAUCAAAAGGAGAAGAAGACGUAGACCCUAGAACAAAAAGGAAGCUGAAGGUCUUGCCCAUUCUUGCCAAAGUGGGAAAGAAGCUAAUAAAAAAUCCUAAUACAUAUGCAACUUUAAUGGGUUUUAUUUGGUCAAGCAUACAUUUCAGAUGGGGAUUACGCAUGCCUGAAAUUGUUAAUCAGUCAAUAGAAAUAUUGUCCAAUGGAGGUCUUGGCAUGGCAAUGUUCAGCCUAGGUCUGUUUAUGGCAUCACAGUCGAGCAUCAUAGCAUGUGGGCCAAAGAUGACAAUGGUGGCAGUAGUACUGAAAUUUGUGGUUGGACCUGGUCUCAUGACAGUGGCUUCUCUUCUGAUAGGAUUAAGAUGCACAUUGUUCAAAGUGACAAUUCUUCAGGCAGCUCUACCUCAAGGAAUUGUUCCUUUUGUUUUUGCCAAAGAAUAUAAUGUUCAUCCAUCUGUUUUAAGCACAGCGAUCUUGUUAGGAAUGAUCAUGGCCUUGCCAAUGGAAUUAGCCUUCUACUUUCUCUUAGCAAUUUGAACAGUUAAGUAGUUAUGAUAUAUAUGAACAAGAAUAACCAGCAUUACAUUGCUGUUAC
Molecule: messenger RNA, 1301 nt
Organism: Vigna radiata var. radiata (mung bean)
Lineage: Eukaryota; Viridiplantae; Streptophyta; Magnoliopsida; Fabales; Fabaceae
Product: auxin efflux carrier component 8-like
Exons: 7
Coding region: 164-1243 (359 amino acids)
Biological process (GO): auxin polar transport; auxin export across the plasma membrane
Cellular component (GO): endoplasmic reticulum; plasma membrane
Molecular function (GO): auxin efflux transmembrane transporter activity
Source: RefSeq, a predicted model, not a curated record